UGUAACACUCAGCACUGCUGCUGCUUCUGCGGCUCCUACAAUGUAACAGCACCGUGAUCGGAGACGCAGCUUGAGAAGUGACCGAUCCCGAUGAGCCGACCUCCAGAGUGGGAAAUGCGUUUUUAUUCUGCUGUGAGACCCCUUCCGCCGCCCUAGUGGUCCCGUUGAGUGGAUUGUAAAGUGUCCUCGCUGACUGGCUUCACAGGAUCGAGUUUGUGUGGAUUAUUGGAACCGGAGGCCCCGUUGAGUUGAAUGUGUGUGCUGGGCUGGAGUGGGUCAGUAUGAGGCUGCCGCUGCCGCUCUGAGCGGGCUCUCUGCUCCCCGCCUUGGGUCUCUUGCAAAAUAAUAUUUACUUAUAAAACUGGACACCCCUGGAGCAGUUUAUGACGACUCUGGUUGGACCGUAAUGACCGCACGCUUCCGGUUGCCUGCAGGCAGAUCCUACAAUGUCCGGGCGACGGAGCUGGCACGCGACAGGCAGCGCACCGAGGUGGUCUGCAACGUUCUUCUUUUGGACAACACUGUCCAGCCUUUUAAAAUCAAUAAGCACGAUCAAGGACAGAUCCUACUGGACGCUGUCUUCAAGCACCUGGAGCUGACCGAGAGAGACUAUUUUGGGUUGCACCUGGCCGACGACUCCUCUGAUAGCCCGAGGUGGCUGGAUCCAAAUAAACCCAUAAGGAGGCAAUUAAAAAGGGGCUCUCCACAUCAUCUGAACUUCCGGGUGAAAUUUUUUGUGAGUGACCCCAACAAACUUCAGGAAGAAUACACACGGUACCAGUAUUUUCUACAGAUUAAGCAGGACAUACUCAAUGGAAGACUGCCCUGUCCGCACAAUACUGCCGCACUCCUGGCAUCGUACGCUGUUCAGUCUGAGCUGGGUGAUUACAGUGAAGCUGAGAAUUUGCCAGGAUACCUGUCUGAGUUCUGCUUCAUCCCCAACCAGCCACAGGACUUUGAAAAAGAGGUCACCAAACAUCACCAGCAACACAGUGGACUUACUCCAGCACAGUCUGAAUUCAAUUACCUGAACACGGCACGAACGCUGGAACUUUAUGGAGUGGAACUGCACUAUGCAAGGGAUCAAAGCAACACAGAGAUUUUCAUAGGCGUGAUGUCAGCUGGCAUUGCCAUCUACAAGAACAGGGUACGAAUCAACUACUUUCCAUGGUUGAAGAUUGUAAAAAUAUCUUUUAAAUGCAAGCAGUUUUUCGUCCAGCUGAGAAAAGAGGCGCAUGAGACGAGAGAGACAUUGCUCGGGUUCAACAUGGUAAACUACAGGGCCUGUAAGAACCUCUGGAAGGCCUGUGUUGAACACCACACCUUCUUUCGGCUAGAUCGGCCCGUUCCUCCGCAGAAGAACUUCUUUGCGCACUACUUCAGUUUGGGCUCCAAGUUCAGAUACUGUGGGAGGACGGAAUCACAAUCUGUUCAGUAUGGCAAGGAGAGGGGAAUCAAGGACAGAGUGUUUGCAAGAUCUCCCAGCAAGCCCCUGGGCAGAAAGUUGAUGGGUGUGACAGACUGGGAAUCAGUGAGCAGGAACUCACUGUCUGAAGAGAGGCUGGAGACCCGUAGCCUGCCCACCCGCUCGCCCCCUGGGACGCCCAACCAUAGGAACUCCUUGUUUGUGCAAGAGGGUCCUCGGCUACGGCCCUCUUCCAUGGGUCACCUGGUGGACCAUGUCAUCCAUGCCUCCCCCAGCCUCCCUGUUUUCUCCAAUCACAAAUCGGCUUCCUCUACACAAGCUAACAGCAUCAGCCUGGAGUCUACGCCGUAACCAAACGGGGUCUCCGGAAGGUCCGCCCCUGCCCUCCCACCCAAACAGUCCCGGAAGAACCUGAGCCAGCUUAUACUGUCCCACUCCCAACAGGACUUGGACAACCACAUCAAUGAAAUGUACGAUGUCCCUAUAGCAACAGAAAAGGCCACGCCCAAUGGAGUCAUUCCUCAUGACAAUCUUGUCCUGAUCAAGAUGAAACCGGAUGAGAACGGAAGAUUUGGGUUUAACGUGAAGGGCGGCUCUGAUCAGAAGAUGCCCAUUAUCGUGUCUCGAGUAGCGCCUGGAACAUCGGCUGAUUUGUGUGUGCCUCGACUAAAUGAGGGCGAUCAGGUUGUGCUGAUCAACGGUCGAGAUAUUGCAGAGCACACGCAUGAUCAGGUGGUCAUGUUCAUCAAGGCCAGCUGUGAGAGCCACUCGGGGGAGCUCAUCCUGUUGGUGCGGCCCAAUGCUAUCUACGAUGUGGUUGAGGAGAAAUUGGAGACCGAACCGGAUUUUCAAUAUAUCCCAGAGAAAUCUCCCACAGACCCAUCGCAGCUGGACCAGGACGCCUGGAGGGACUCGAUGCUGCAGUUAAAGGAGGGUCUCAAUAGUGCUACUAUAUUGGCCCAGUUUGAUCAACUGUAUCGGAAAAGGCCUGGAAUGACAAUGUCAUGUGCCAAAUUACCUCAGAAUCUUUCCAAAAACCGCUACAGAGACAUCUCACCUUAUGAUGCAACUCGAGUCAUCUUGAAAGGCACAGACGACUACAUCAAUGCAAAUUACAUCAAUAUGGAAAUCCCUGCCUCCAGUCUCAUAAACCGCUAUAUCGCCUGCCAGGGGCCACUGCCCAAUACAUGUCCGGAUUUCUGGCAGAUGAUGUGGGAGCAGGGCUCCUCUUUGGUAGUCAUGCUUACUACUCAGGUUGAGCGAGGACGUGUGAAGUGCCAUCAGUACUGGCCGAACCCCUCAGGUAGCGCCACAUACGGCGGCUUUCAGGUUUCCUGCCAGACUGAGGAAGGAAACUCUGCUUUCUUGGUUCGGGAUAUGACUCUUACUCACAUCGAGAGUGGGGAAAGCAGGGAAAUGACCCAAAUCCAGUACCUGGCGUGGCCUGAUCACGGUGUACCAGAUGAGUCAACGGACUUCCUGGAUUUCGUGGUUCUGGUCCGAAGUAAACGAGCUGGGAAGGACGAGCCCGUUGUGGUCCACUGCAGCGCUGGGAUUGGCCGGACGGGAGUUCUCAUCACCAUGGAGACGGCAAUGUGUCUGAUGGAGUGUGGCCAGCCGGUGUAUCCAUUAGAAAUUGUGAGAACCAUGCGGGAUCAGAGGGCCAUGAUGAUUCAGACGCCUAGCCAGUUCAAGUUUGUGUGUGAGGCAAUACUGAAGGUUUACGAGGAGGGCCUGGUGAAACCGCUCAAGUCCACGCUGUACGAAUCCAACUAAUGCAAUGCCAGCUUUUCCCGAAAAUGAUGCUGAAAUUCACUGACAAGAUCUUCUCCACAUGAUGAUGUUACAGCUCCGUGACAGAGUGAUGGAGAAGUAUCUCGAGCCAGGAACACAGGACAUAUAAACCAAGCACUUCUGCACUUUACGCUGGCAAAGAGACUAUAUGCCAGGCUUCAAUGAGGAGAGAGAGAGAGAGAAGUGACAAAGAAAUCUAACAAAGGUGAAUUAGGUACUUGUUGGGACUUUGAGUGUUCAGGGUUUUAACAAAUAUAUAUGUUAAUAAUGAAUAUAGUGGAGAUUGCUGGUGCCAUAUGUGUGUAAGGGCAGGCCCGUGAAUGAGUGUUUUUAUAUGUGGUCACCUAUUAUUUGGAAACAAACAACACCCACAAAACAAUUCACUUCCAGGCCUGUGCUGCAGAUGAACAUUUGUAUUUUUGUUAGAAAUAUUUAUUGUUUUAGUUUCAAUAUUGAGCCCUGCUCAUUCAACAUAAGUAACUACUUACAAAACAAACAAAAAAAAAAACUUUUUGUUACAACAGUGAUCUUUUUUUUUUCUUUUCCUGUUUGCUUUGUUCUCGCUUUUUGGCGCAGGAUGAAAAUCAUUUUUAUUUAUUUUGCUGUCAAACUAAAAAGCUUUCAACAAGGACUUUAAAGCACUUUGCAUUACAUCUGUGAUGCAAAAUAUAGGUUCGGACUCUCACGCAGAAUGAAUACUAAAAUGAAAAUGUUGUUAUUUACUCACCCUUGUGUCUUUCCAAACCCAUAUGAUGAUCUUUUAUGAGAUGUUUUGAAAAAUGUUCAUGCUGCUCAUUUCCAUACAGUGAAAGCCUACAAGAUAAAAAGACAGAAAAUACAAUAAUAUUCUCUAUAUUCCAAGUUUUCUGAAGCAGGAAAAGACACACAAUUACACAAUUAGUUAUGAAAUAAAAGAACCUGUGAGACUAUAGAAUAAUAAAUUCCGGGCCACCAACCCACAGAAAUGAACAUACAGAAGAUUCCUUUAAAAUUAGAUUGAUUCAUUUUUUUUGUUUAUACACUCCUCUGCUGUUUUAUUGUAAGAGAACUGUCAUUUAGAAUUUUGAUCUGUUCAGAGGUAAACAUUCCCUGAAAGAAUAAACUCCUUGCCAUUUAAAAUCAGAUAUUCAAUUGAAGGGUUUAGUAUCCCUGUAGGUGAUAUAACAGCUGCAUCAGUGUUGCAAAUAAUAACUGUUUUUUGUGUUGUUGUUAAAUCUGAAUGUUGCACACCACAAUGUGUCAAAUGCAGUACCAUGUUGGGAGAUCAAAUCGGAGUUUGUUUAUUUUUGACCUGUUUAUUUCUUUGUAGCAGAAUAUCCCGAUAACAUUAGCGAGUGUGUCCAGUGUGUGUGGUGUUGUGUUAUUACUGUAUGUUUCUGAUGUCUGUAUGUGUAAGUGUGUUUUAUAGUACUGUUGGUGUGAAUGUAAGAGCCCAAAUCACAUGUUUAGGUUUGAUCUAGGCCUGGUUCAACACAUUCGAGCUGGCGUCUGGUUCAGGCUGUUCGGUUUUAUUUGGUUUAUUUAAUUUAGCCCUAUUUUUAUGAACAGUCUUUGUUUAGAAGCCAUCAAAUUAACAUUGAUAAUCUCUCAAAUUAAAUGUUGAACCGUUUCACAGGUCAUCUCUAGUUGAAUGCAGAGUUGAAUCCACGCCUGUACUCUUUGUAAGGUACUAUCUACAUUUACAGUCAAUCAUAUGAUGAUUGUCAUAAAAAUAGUCAUAAUUGCUGGAGAACCUUGGUUUUAGGACCAAAUAAUUCCUUUCUAUGCUGAAGAGGUUACAGGUUUUACCAAAAAAACAUUUAAAACAGGAAUAUGGCAUGGAAUUUGGGAGAAACUACACACCUCCUGCCUUGUGGGACAGCACUUUUUCAACAAAGAUGUACAAUUGUAGACUGGAGUUUUAACGUUUUAUUUGCUGCAAAUAACAGGAAGGUCGAGUUGUGCCACUUGUCCAUUUUUAUGAAAAUAUUAUAAAGUGUACAUACAAUGUUGUAUAUUAAAAAGAAAAUCUUUAAAAUAAAAGUAAGAU
Onychostoma macrolepis is the source of this 5249-nucleotide messenger RNA. RefSeq names its product protein tyrosine phosphatase non-receptor type 4a (gene ptpn4a). Gene Ontology annotation, molecular function: protein tyrosine phosphatase activity; cytoskeletal protein binding. Gene Ontology annotation, biological process: protein dephosphorylation. Gene Ontology annotation, cellular component: cytoplasm; cytoplasmic side of plasma membrane; cytoskeleton. Lineage: Eukaryota; Metazoa; Chordata; Actinopteri; Cypriniformes; Cyprinidae. The transcript has 28 exons. The record is from RefSeq and is a predicted model, not a curated record.